GGGGCUCCGCCACCAACUAUCCGCGCAGUGCGCCCUAGGGCAGGGGGAGACCGGGCAGCUGGGCGCCUGCGAUCUCGGCGGCAUUUGCAGCGCCACAUGCCGCUCUAGAACCCCGCUGGCGCUCGCGGGCGCAGAGCUAGAACCCGGCGCAGGGCGUUCUAAGCGCGGGGGGACAGGGAGGGUGUCCGCUGCUCCCGCUCCACGUGCAGUGCUGGAAACCGGCCGACUCGCCGCCUAGCGGCGCCCCGCAGCCCCCCGCUGCGGGAGCCGUGCUACAACCCGGCGCAGUGCGAUCUAGAAGGCAGACUCCACUCCCGUUUCUAGGACUCGGUACGUUCUAGAAGGUGCCGGGAGCCGCUCUAGAACCCAGCCGGGAAAGCCCCGAGGUUUAGACCCGGGGCUAUUCUGGAAGACGCGCCUCCGCGGCAGGUGGAGCAGUUCUGGAGCCCGAGGGGCCGCGUUGUAGCGAUCGGCGCUGAGCCGCUUUGGAACCCGAUCUCUGCAGGGGAAGGGGGCGGCUAUCGCACCCAGCCAGCGGGGUGCAGAGGGGCCCGCCUGCUGCAGCCAUGCUGGAGUCGGCGGUGCGGCUGGCCCUGGGAGCCGGCGAGCUGGUGGCUCCGGGACCGCAGCUCUCGGAGCGGCUGGCCCUGCUGCAGGCGCAGGUGCUCGCUUCCCUCUGGCCCAUGCUGCUGCUAGGAGGGGCCGUGGCGCUGCUUGUCCUGUUGGGGAUGCUCCGGCGCUGGGACCGGGCGCGGCCGGGCCCCCAGCACAGCGCGGCGGGGGAGGAGGGUGGCGCUGGGUCUGCCAGCUCCGAGGAAGGACGGCUGCCAGCGCCGGCCCCGCGGACACAGAACGGGAUAGCUGGGCAGCAGGAGCAAAGGGCGAGGCAGAGCCACGAGGCAAAGGUUCCAGUGAAUUGUCAGCUUCUAACCUCUGUUGGCAUGAGAGAAAAAACGCUACUGAAGUCUAAGAAAAAGAAGAAGACCCAGUGCUCAGAAAAGGGGGCAUCAAAAGACCACGUCUCUGCUGAAAAAGACAAAUUGCCAGAAGAAGAGGAAGGUGUUUGGCAGACUAAGAUCAGUAGCCGAGAAAAAAGACACUUAAGGAAAGAACGUCUGAAACGAAAAGAAAACCCUAGCAGAGUGUCAUCCGGUACCAUGGUGGUUGAAGCAGUCUGUGAUGGGGAUGGGAAAGGAACCGGUUGGCCACACACUGUGAGUGGGACAGAGGACAACAGCAGUAGUGGACAGGGAGCUCUCUGUGAGUCAGGGACAAAGACAGACGGUGGUUCCACUGUUAGGAACUCAGAAGCCACAGGAGAAGAAUCUGAGCCCACACGGUCUGAAGAGGAUGUUUUUUCCAAUGUAGGAACAUGGGAUAUUGCAGAAGCAAAAGCUUAUCCUGUGACCUUUGGGACUUUACCAGAGCUGUCCAUGGAGUUAAGUAAUCUGAAGAGUAAAUCAUCUCAGGACAACCCCUCCAAAUAUCAUUGGAAUGCCAACUUACCCUUCCUCACAGUGGAUGAUGCAUGGCUUGGGCAGCAUGAUCCCUUAGCAAUUGACCUCAAUUCCGAUUGGAAUGCUCCCACAGAGGAGUGGGGAAACUGGCUGGGAGAGGAGGAGACAUGCACAGGACCAGAGAGCGAGAAGCCUCAGCAAGGUUUGGAAAUGAGAACAGAGGAAAGUCGAAGGGAGUUGAUAUCUAUGAAACACAGUAGUCAUGCCACCUGUACCUCUUUUAAAAUACCCCAAGACCCUGCUAACAAUUUACCCCAUAAUGAUGUACCUGGUAAAAAGGAGAGGCGGAAGAGGAAGAAAAUGAGGAAAGAGACUUGAUGGGGCUGUGUAGCUGACAGUGUGAAAACCAAAUAGCACGUGUGCUGAUUAGCUGCAAGAGUUCUGCUUUCUGUGGUGAUGCACUGAGCCCAAAGCAAAGAGAGGAUCUAGAAGAAUCCCAAUAAAUGGGAGAAGAGGAGAACAGGAACAGUGAGCGGGAGAGGAAGAGGGAGAGCGAGAAAGAGAGUGUGUGUGUGUGUGUGUGAGAGAGAGAGAGAGAGAGAAUGAACCAUGAUAAUGUGUGCAGGAGCUGGUGUUGAAACAGGGUUGCUGUUUAAAAACAACCCACUGCCCUUGAUCACUUAAAGAAAACUAUUGAGUAGGUUUUAGACCAUUUACAUUAAACCCUUCAGUGUCCUGUUACUUAUCAAGUUGCCAUGUUGUAUGACAUUAUAGAAUUAGUCAAAAUCCAUAAAUGACCAUGAUUGUAUUUAGAUUCUAUAGAAGAUCCACCCUUUAUUCCAGCCUCCAUUUGCAAUUUAAAAUGUGAUGUGUGCAGAUGUGCUCACUGACAGGUUAAUAAUGUACAGAAGGUGGGUGGUACAUGCUAAAGCAGCUAUAAAUCAUAAGAAAGCAGUUGUUAGACCUACAAAGAACAGCACCACUCACCCGCAAAUCUUCUCUGAAUCUUUUUAACCCCUUGCAGUUGUUGAAGUUGGAUUUUUACCUAACACAGUGACAUUUUAAUGUAUUUCAGCUCAGACGCAGACCAGUUGGCUCCAAAGGUGAAAAUUUCUAAAGGAGAUUUUAAUUUACUUAGAAAAGUUGUGUAACUUUUCUGUUUUUGUGGUGGGCUAGAGCUCAGAAGCCUGUAUGUUAAAAGCAUGAUCUUUUUGCUAUAACUGUAUUUUAGCCUGAGAGAUCUUGUUGAGGACAUUUUUCCAAUCUGCAGUUUGGCAGUUUUUACCAUUUUAUUACUUAAUUUCUAAUAUUAUAAGCCAAGUAUCUAGAUGAAAGUUAAAAAAAAUGGUUUUUAUGGUGAAGGGCAUAUACUUCUCAUCUUCAAAGGGCUAUUUAAAACAGAAAAUAUCCAGUAUUGAAAAACAAAUUGUUCUACCUUAAAUGCCAAGAGUCUGUGAAAGGUGUGAGAUUGACACCCCUGGUGGCUCUUUAUCCACAGAACAUCUACAGCACAGCAGUAACUAUAAAUGCUUUCCUGUACUCCCAGAGAAUAUGCCUCAACCCUGAUCCAUCUUGGCAAGGCCACCUCGAUGCGUGAGAUGAUAGUUAUUCAGUCUCUGUGCCUAUUCAACUAUGUGCCUCUGAUGAAACUGCUAAAAAGGUUUCCAGUUACAGUUGGGUGUAAAAUUGACAUUCGUUCCCAGUUAGUCUGACAUCACAAAAGUCAUUUCACAUAGGCCACCAUCAGCUGUUAACAGCUUGGAGUCAUUACCAGAUACACUCACACUGGAACCACUGAGCUAGAGGUAAAAAGCUCCAUACCUCAGUAACUUGAACCACACAGUCCCUGUUGCCAAUGUAUUUGUGUAAGUGUAAUCUUAUCUAAAACCCUGAGUGCUUACAUGUUGGCUUUCACCCAUGCUGUAGGAUUUAAAUCAUUAGUAUCCCUUAAAGAAGCUACUGCACAGAAAUACUGUAUUUAUCAAUAUAUGUAAAAGAGCAAUUAUCCUAUGGUCUAAGCACCUUUGACACAAAUUAAAGAUACAGUUAAUCAAAGUAAUACCAGCAGCUAACCUACUACCAUAAAACACACACACACACACACACCCAGACAGUUGCCCCAUCUAGCUACUUCCUCACACAGAACCAGAGAUAAUAAAUGAGCCUUGCAAUGUGCCCUGAGGGUGAACAAAACAAGGUUAGUUCAGAGUCAGACACAUAGUUGUGAGCUUUUUUCCCGUCAUAGAGGAUAUUUUUAAGUGAGGCCAUUCAAUAAUACACUUUAGAAUUUUCAUAUCUUACAUAUCAGUUAAGAGAAAAUAUAGGCAAUUAAUGAACGAGGCUAAUAAAGCAAACAAUGUCUUCCUUGAAAAGCAGCUUGUUAAUACCAUAUGCAUAAAACUAACAAGAAAAUACUUGACCUUGUUGAGAAAACAAAUCUAGUGAGGAUUCGGACUUAGAGGAUGGAUUAAUUAAAUAUGUAAAUAACAGGUGAAAUUCUAGCCCCAUUGAAAUCGAUGGCAAAGCUCCCAUUAAUUCCACUGUGGCCAGGAUUUUACCUGAAAUCUUUAUUUAGCAGCAGAAGAUAAUUUCCAUUGCUGAAUAAAAAGAGAAAAUAUCUUAAUGAAAGAUGUAAGAGAAGUUAAGGUUGGUAAACUCAGAAUUUCACCUACCUUUUCUUAUAUGUCUGUCUGCAAACUUUGCAAUGUUCAUGUAAUGUUGUUUUAUUUCCAAAGUGAAAUGUUUUAUUUUUUUUCUAAUAAAAAUUAUUAAAAUCACUGGCAACAGCCGAGUAACUUCUGAGCAACCCUCCAGUAACAAGUGUGUGUUAGAGAGAAAGAGAGGUGGAGGAAAAAGCUUUUUGGCAAGGAAACAUUUCAUUUUCAGGCUUCCACAGGGAUAUUGUGAAACAAUUUUUCAAGAAUGGGAAAAUCUCUCAACAGUGUUUUUUAAGGAAAACUUAUUGAAGUUUUUAUUUUGUUAGAAUAAAAGAACCCAUGCAGUGGGCAAAUGACAUUCACUUGUACAGCUGAGAGUCUGACAACAGAUUAUAUAUGGCCCAGUUCUGUCGUGUUUAUUAAUACAACUCCCACUGAAGUCAGCUGGACCGUGGCCACAUUAGCAAACCCUGUAACCAUAUUUCCCCACUAGUGCAGCUUCCCCAGUGGUAGUAAGUGGUCACUGUAAUGUAGACAGAGCUCAGAUGUUCAUACCAUUGUAUCAUCUAACCUUAUGUCGUAUUAAUGUGAAAAUGAAUUGUUAUACAAAAUGCCAUAGGAAGGAGAAUAUAUCCCCAAAACUACAAUAUUAAUCGAGCAUGCUCUCCUAUAUGCAUGCACAGUUCCAAGGCUGCUUGUACACUUGCAUACUCUGGCUGUAAUUCACUACCAAAGGUGUCAGUGUUACUGGUAUGAGUGGUGGAAGGGCUAGUCUAGGUAAAGGGUCAGGUACAUAGUGGUAAAACUGCCUGAGCCCUGUCUUAAUUACAUCUUCCAUUAUUGCUACCAUGCGUGGAGCUGCACAACCUGACAAGAUUUUCAAAACUGUGUGCGGAGUUUGCCUGAGGUUAAGCUACUAAAUAAAUGGCCUGAUUUUUCACUGUGUACCUCCUAUAAAGUUCUAUGUGUAUUCUUUUACUUUCUGUCUUUAAGGGCUGAAAAACCAUAACUCACUGAAAUCAAUAGGGUAUGCGGGUGGCCAUCACCUCUGAAAAUCAGGUCCUUACACCUUUGUGAAAUUGCCUCUUUCAUCUGUGGAACCGCAUGCUAUUUUCUAGCUCGUUCCUUAUAUACUUUUAAAAUGCCACAUUUCUUUCUCAGUACCACCUGCUUCUGAGAAAGAAGUAAUAAGAAUCCAUGCAGUAGGCAGAUAUUGGACUACCAGCCC
This is a messenger RNA of Mauremys mutica (yellowpond turtle), 5342 nucleotides long. Its product is annotated as protein LYRIC-like. Gene Ontology annotation, molecular function: transcription coregulator activity. Lineage: Eukaryota; Metazoa; Chordata; Testudines; Geoemydidae. The coding region runs from base 567 to 1835 and encodes 422 amino acids. The transcript is spliced from 10 exons. Gene Ontology annotation, biological process: negative regulation of apoptotic process; regulation of transcription by RNA polymerase II; positive regulation of canonical NF-kappaB signal transduction. Gene Ontology annotation, cellular component: nucleus. The record is from RefSeq and is a predicted model, not a curated record.